Messenger RNA from Mauremys mutica (yellowpond turtle), 1274 nucleotides. RefSeq names its product C-type lectin domain family 4 member A-like. The record is from RefSeq and is a predicted model, not a curated record. The coding region runs from base 1 to 735 and encodes 244 amino acids. Lineage: Eukaryota; Metazoa; Chordata; Testudines; Geoemydidae. The transcript has 7 exons.
AUGGCGUCAGAGAUCACCUACGCCGAGGUGAAGUUUAAGAAUGCACCACCGCCUGCAGAGGCCAAAGCACACCCAGAGAAGAGAAUAUCCCAGAGUGCACCCCAGAAGCACACCCAGUGGCUCCCAUGGCUGAUUGCUGCACUAUUGCUGCUGUUGGCUGUCUCACUCCUCGUCGCCCUCAUUGUUACCCAAGUUGGCCUCAGGACAAAUCAAAGUUGUGAAGAGUAUGCGAUGGUGAGGCAGUAUCUCAGGAAGAGGAACUGUGUUGAAGAAGAACCUGAAGGGAAAGAGGAAAUCUGGACGUGCUGCCCCGGGGGCUGGGAGCCCUUUCAGGCCAGCUGCUACUACUUCUCUAAAGACUUUAUGACCUGGGAUAACAGUGAGAGGAACUGCACAGGGAUGGGCUCCCACCUGGUGGUGAUCAACACAGGAGCUGAGCAGGAUUUCAUCUUCACUCAGGUAAAUGGAACAGUUACAGGCAGCGAAGAAAGGAAUUACUGUAUUGGUCUGACUGAUAAGAAGAAGAAAGGCCAGUGGCGGUGGGUGGAUGAGACUCCAUAUAACGAAACUGCAGCGUUCUGGAGACCCGAGGAACCCAGUCCUCACAACAAUGAGAAUUGUGCUCUCAUGCAUGUGACAAGAGAACAAAAUUCACAUGGUAACAGGAAUUGGAAUAACGUCCCUUGUUCCAGUGCAUAUCAUCGAAUUUGUGAGAUUGCAACACUUAGUUUUUGAGGAAGAACCCCCAUCCUGGAUGUGAGGCUGGAGAGUUAGCAUAUCUCUUGCUGGGAUCAUCUCACAGAGAGACCUGAUGGGAGGGUUUGGAUCAGCCCUGGGCUAUCAUGACAUUGGGCGUAGGCAGUGGAGGGUGAUAUUGAGGCCCAAACUCACUCACUAGAUCAAUUUUGGAAAACUCUGAAAACAGCUAAAAAUAUCUAAUGUGGAACAAGCCAAAGUGCAGUGAGCUCUGCCUGUGAUGUCAUUGAAGCUCCCAGGAGACUGGUGGAGGAAGCAGGCUGGGGCAGUGGGUUUGCCCUGGGAAAUCUUGAAGGGAGGUUUCCCGUUCAUAUUAACCCUCCCAGUGUUGGUCAAGAUAACAACUUACAUUGUCUGCAUACUGCAGCAAGGCUGUUAAAACCAGGAAUAAAGCCCUGUCCAUACUGCAGAAAUAACUAGGUCAGACCUGUUUCCCCUUGACUCUGCUACAACACAGUUCCACCUUGUAACAGAAAUGGGGCUUUGUCCAUGUCCCUGAGCAAUGCUAAAACCCUUGA